GAAUUUCUCUCAAUUCACUCCCAAACACAUUUAUAAUACAUUUCUCAACCACCUGACGCACUUCUAACAACAACACCAUCCUUUUUAAACCAUUUCCAAUAUCAGAUGACAUUGGCAUAACCAAAGAUACAUUCUCAUUAUUUAUCAUCUUUUAAAGACCAGAAUGAAAAUAUUUUACUGAACAGAUAUAUAAGAUUGUUUCUAUGAAUCUGUGGUGGAAUUCCUCUGAUAUAUUUACUCUGAAUUGUGUUAUUAGCAAACCUUCUGGACAUCACUGGUUGGAGUGUCUACACGAUGAGUCUGUUUGCAGAUUGAACGUGGAUAAAUUUAGUUGUUUUGUGACAAAGGUAACAGUGGCCAGAAAUAUAACAGUUAAAAUAUUUGUAAACAAAAGACUAUAGAAGCAAAAAGAAUAAAAAAAGAAGGUAUAUUGUGAAGUUGAAGGAAAAAUAAUGGAAAAGAGUGAGAAAGUGAAGGAACAUAUUUUUCCAGAAGUUAGCAAAAAAGAGAGACAAAAAUUGUUACAUGACUGUGAUGUGUGUAAAAAGUCUUUCUCACAAAAAGGUACCUUAAAUAGUCACAAACGUAUUCAUACAGGAGAGACACCGUAUUAUUGUGAUAUCUGUGGUAAAUCAUUCUCUCAAAGUAGCAACUUAACUGCUCACAAACGUUCCCAUACAGGAGAGAAGCCAUUUCACUGUGAAAUCUGUGGUAAAUCAUUCUCUCAAAAACAGAACUUGACUACACAUAAACGUAUUCAUACAGGAGAGAAGCCAUAUCAUUGUAGUGUCUGUGGUACAUCAUUCUCUCACCAAAGUGCUUUCAUUUCUCACAAACGUAUCCAUACAGGAGAGAAGCCAUAUUCUUGUGAUAUCUGUGGAAGGUCAUUCACUCAACAUAGCAGCUUAACUUCUCACAAACGUGUUCAUCAGGGGAAGAAGCAAUCCCACUGAUAUUUGCGCUAAAUCAUAAUCUCUAAGGGGUUACUGAAACCCUUUACCAUGCAGGUUAUUCUGUCGAAUGUGAGGGUUAUUUAUUCACAUUAAUUUCAAUUUCUCAUCCAUUAACUCACAGUUUUCAAGUUUUGAUGAUGUGGUUGUGUAUUUUCAGAAUGGCAUCGUAUGGUAGGUGCAAGAGGCUGAGUCUGUCUAUGUGCUAUGUUAAAGGGAUGUUUUGAUAAAGGUUUAGUAAAAUUCUAUGAAUUAGAAAAAAGAUAUUUAAUUUUAAUUCUCAAAUUUUUAUCAAUUUUUGCGUGAUAUUAAAGGGACUCUACUCAUAUAUGAACUUAGGCGCACACACACACACAGACACAAGAGAUAAAAGACAAUACAAAGAGUUUUCAAAUUGAGUAAACAGGAAAUAACAUUGGUAUGUAGCUUGCUUACCAACCACAUGGUUCCGGGUUCAGUCACACUGCGUGGCACCUUAGGCAAGUGUCUUCUACUAUAGCCUCAAGCCGACCACAGCCUUGUGAGUGGAUUUGGU
Octopus sinensis (East Asian common octopus) is the source of this 1485-nucleotide messenger RNA. Its product is annotated as zinc finger protein 678-like. The record is from RefSeq and is a predicted model, not a curated record. Gene Ontology annotation, biological process: regulation of transcription by RNA polymerase II. Gene Ontology annotation, molecular function: RNA polymerase II cis-regulatory region sequence-specific DNA binding; DNA-binding transcription factor activity, RNA polymerase II-specific. The transcript is spliced from 3 exons. The coding region runs from base 453 to 953 and encodes 166 amino acids. Lineage: Eukaryota; Metazoa; Mollusca; Cephalopoda; Octopoda; Octopodidae.